Naegleria gruberi is the source of this 2073-nucleotide messenger RNA. RefSeq lists its product as uncharacterized. The record is from RefSeq and is a predicted model, not a curated record. The transcript has a single exon. The coding region runs from base 1 to 2073 and encodes 690 amino acids. Lineage: Eukaryota; Heterolobosea; Eutetramitea; Acrasida; Naegleriidae.
AUGAGUGAUGACAUUGAAGAAAGAUUAGAAAUUAGUGAUGAGGAUGAUGAGUCAAGUUAUACAACAGAUGACAUAGAUCCAAUUCAAGAUAUUAGAGAAGAAGACACACUAACAAGCGAAUCUGAAUGGUCUUCUACUCAAGUUGAUUUUAAUCUUCACCAUUGGAAUAAUCUCUCUCUUCCUAUAAAGCGUAUAAUGAACGAGAUUUUGAAAUUUACAACCUCAGCUCAAUUAUCAGAAAGUAAUCUUGAAAGUAUGCUCCAGUUAAUUGGAAAAUGUGCUAAUUUGGUUAAAGAGGCACCCCAAGAAGAUUUCUCGCAGAUGCUAACAUUGAAUGGAUUUUAUGGACAUUAUAACUUGAAUUGCAAGACCAAAAAGAUACACUAUUGCAGAGAAUGUAAAGAUUUUCAACAUGAUAAUCAACACACUCAUUGUUCUUGUGAAAAGAUUUGGCAAAAAGAUGAUUAUUUAUUUUGGCGCCCUUUAGAAUAUGCUUUCCAAGAAAGAAUAGCUUUUGAACCAAACUUUAUUAAUGAAACACUCAAUUACCAAGGUCAUAAUGAUAGCUCAACAAUUUCUGAUCGUCAAGGAGGUGAAAUAUUUAGAAAAAUUCACCAACCUUGGAUUGAUGAAACCAUUUCAACAAAAAGACUCACUGGUACUCUCAAUGGUGAUGGAGUUUCACCAUUUAAAAAGAGCUUGAAUAAUUUCUAUAAUUUCAUUGUACAGUUUAAUGAAAUGAGUCCUUCUGAUCGAAAGAAAUCUACCAAUAAUUUUCUAUGGGCCAUUUUACCAAGGAAACCUGAUAAGAUAGAUAUUGAAAUUGGACUCAAAGUAAUAAUGAAUGAUCUGAAUUGUCUAAAUUCAAAUCAAAAAAACCUUAAUUUGGAAAUGAUAAUUGAACGAGUAAUUGCUGACCUUCCUGCAAGAUCAGAGAUUUUAUUCUUUAAACGCCAAGGAUUUUAUUUUUGUCACUUGUGUAACACUAAGGGUGAAGAUACAUCUGGUUCUCACAAAGUUUAUCCAUUGGAGUUUCGAACAAGAUUAGUAGUAUUGAAUGGAAAAUCAGAACUCAUUGAGGUUUUUGAAAAAUUCAAAUACAGAGAAUAUCACAAUGAGAUUUCUCUCAUUAACAAUUUUCCAAACUCAAAUCUACCACCCGGAAUGGAUAGUGUUUCUCCAAUCCUAUUACAACCAUUCAAUCCUAAUCCAACAUGUCUCUGUUCAUAUGAUAACAUGCAUUACAAUUAUGAAGGUAUUUUGGUGAAAUUUCUCAAUUUAAUUGAUGAACGAUAUUGGAAAGAAUUUGAUGUCAUUUAUUUAAAACAGAAGUUUCCCUCCUUUUUUCACAAGCACCCAAGAUCCAUUGCAAAAAAUAUCAAUCACCUGAAAUCCAUUGAAGUUUACAUUUUGUGUCAUUAUUAUCUCGAAUUAUUUGAGGAAAUUCCGAGCUAUAGUGAAAUUCAAGAAAUAGUUCAACACAUUAUUCAAUAUGUGAGAAUUAUUGAUAAGCUAAUGGACUCAUUUCAAUUAGAAGAUCUUCCAUUAUUGCAGAAACAGCUAAACUCAGUUCUGUACUUUUUUCAAAAGAAGGAUGCUAAUUUUUGCUCUCCAAAUUUUCACAUAGCAGCUGAAAUGGUAAUGAACUGCCGUCUAUAUGGUCCAUUGUGGUGCAAUAACGCAUUUAUUUUUGAGGCAAUGAAUAACAUUCUCUCAAAACCCUUCAAAUGUGCCAAUUCUUUAAGAUAUUCAAUUCUAUUCUUUGAUAUGGUAAAUUUGGUACAAUUAUUGAACUUGAAACCUCCCAAUCGUAAACUAGAAUGUGUCUGUGGUAAUUAUAUAAUCAAUAGCAAAAGAGAUUACUUGUUACACACUCCCUCUAAAGAAAUUUAUCAAGUCAAUUCAUUUUCUCCAAAUUAUUCACAAAUUGAGAUUCGACAUGCUGUUAAUGGCACAACAAUCACCGUCUCACAAGACACUAUCAAACAAGAUUUCAUACCAGCAAUAUGCCAGCAAAUUAAUGGCUCUUUUCACUUCAAACCAAUUCACAAAAUGGCCUUUACAUUAUAUUAA